AUGAUGGUUCCAUUGGUCCCAAGCAAGUUGCCCAGGCUCAAACCGAAUUACAAAAGGGACCUUAAUCCUGAAAGGUUCCCUCCGGCUGGCUCGGCGAUCGGAGGCGGCGACGAGGAGAUAAGCCCUCUGUUAUCGCAGGUUGAAAGGCCCAAAAUCAACAUUUUCACGGUUUCUUAUCCCCGGAGAAAACCUAGGGAAAAAUUGGAAGCAGCUAUGUUUUGUAUGAUGCCCAAAACUCCUCACUCUUUUGUGAAGAUUCUUGUGAUUGAGAUUUUUUGGAAGUGCACUCGGGCUGUUUGGAGUGAUUGUAGGAAUAAUCAUGUUAGUAUAAGCAAACAUGGCCGGCAAAGGCAGCGUGACACUUAUUCAGUUUAUUCGACUCGGUAUUCAUUCGAAUUGGUAUUCGAUUUGUGAUAUGGAUUUGUUGUGAUUUUGUUGAAA
Messenger RNA from Morus notabilis, 441 nucleotides. RefSeq lists its product as uncharacterized. Lineage: Eukaryota; Viridiplantae; Streptophyta; Magnoliopsida; Rosales; Moraceae. The transcript is spliced from 3 exons. The coding region runs from base 1 to 414 and encodes 137 amino acids. The record is from RefSeq and is a predicted model, not a curated record.